Molecule: messenger RNA, 1608 nt
Organism: Melampsora larici-populina 98AG31
Lineage: Eukaryota; Fungi; Basidiomycota; Pucciniomycetes; Pucciniales; Melampsoraceae
Exons: 9
Coding region: 1-1608 (535 amino acids)
Biological process (GO): modification-dependent protein catabolic process; protein ubiquitination
Cellular component (GO): nucleus; cytoplasm
Molecular function (GO): ubiquitin protein ligase binding; protein tag activity
Source: RefSeq, a predicted model, not a curated record
AUGCAGAUCUUUGUCAAAACCCUCACCGGUAAAACCAUCACUCUCGAGGUUGAAUCUUCCGACACCAUCGACAACGUCAAAGCCAAGAUUCAGGACAAGGAAGGUAUUCCACCAGAUCAACAACGUUUGAUUUUCGCUGGUAAGCAACUUGAAGAUGGCCGCACCCUUGCCGACUACAAUAUCCAGAAGGAAUCAACUCUCCACUUGGUCCUGCGAUUACGUGGUGGUAUGCAGAUCUUCGUGAAGACUCUUACUGGUAAGACUAUCACUCUCGAGGUCGAAUCUUCCGAUACUAUUGACAAUGUCAAGGCCAAGAUCCAAGACAAGGAAGGUAUUCCACCGGAUCAACAACGUCUUAUCUUCGCCGGAAAACAACUUGAAGAUGGACGUACUCUUGCCGAUUACAACAUCCAAAAGGAAUCUACUCUUCAUUUGGUACUUCGUCUUCGUGGUGGUAUGCAGAUCUUCGUCAAGACUUUGACUGGAAAGACCAUUACCCUUGAAGUCGAAUCCUCCGACACGAUUGACAAUGUCAAGGCCAAGAUCCAGGACAAAGAGGGUAUCCCCCCUGAUCAACAACGUCUUAUCUUUGCCGGCAAGCAACUUGAGGAUGGCCGCACUCUUGCUGACUACAAUAUCCAGAAAGAGUCGACCCUUCAUUUAGUUUUGCGUCUCCGUGGUGGUAUGCAGAUCUUUGUAAAGACUCUUACCGGCAAAACGAUCACUUUGGAGGUUGAAUCUUCUGACACAAUCGACAACGUCAAGGCCAAAAUUCAGGACAAGGAAGGCAUUCCCCCAGAUCAGCAACGCCUUAUCUUUGCUGGUAAACAACUAGAAGAUGGCCGCACACUCGCCGAUUACAACAUUCAGAAAGAAUCAACUCUUCAUUUGGUGCUUAGGUUGCGGGGUGGAAUGCAAAUCUUCGUCAAGACUCUCACUGGAAAGACCAUCACCUUGGAAGUUGAAUCGUCUGACACUAUCGACAAUGUCAAGACAAAAAUUCAAGACAAGGAAGGUAUCCCACCUGACCAACAGCGUCUCAUUUUUGCUGGGAAACAGUUGGAGGAUGGGCGUACGUUGGCUGACUACAACAUCCAGAAAGAGUCCACCCUUCAUUUGGUGUUGCGUCUUCGUGGUGGUAUGCAAAUUUUUGUGAAGACACUGACUGGUAAAACGAUCACACUGGAAGUCGAAUCCUCAGACACUAUUGACAACGUGAAGGCUAAGAUCCAGGAUAAGGAAGGUAUUCCUCCCGACCAACAACGAUUGAUCUUUGCUGGAAAGCAGCUGGAGGAUGGUCGCACACUGGCAGAUUACAACAUCCAGAAGGAAUCUACCCUCCACCUUGUACUCCGUUUACGUGGUGGAAUGCAAAUCUUUGUGAAAACUCUGACUGGUAAAACCAUCACCCUUGAAGUCGAAUCUUCGGACACGAUUGACAACGUCAAAGCCAAGAUCCAAGAUAAGGAAGGCAUCCCACCAGACCAACAGCGACUAAUCUUUGCAGGCAAACAAUUGGAAGAUGGCCGAACACUUGCUGAUUACAACAUUCAAAAGGAGUCUACUCUUCACUUGGUAUUGCGAUUGCGCGGAGGUCACAUGAUGUAA